Messenger RNA from Chelonus insularis, 2474 nucleotides. It is a transcript of the gene AsnS, whose product is annotated as asparagine synthetase. Gene Ontology annotation, cellular component: cytosol. The transcript is spliced from 9 exons. Gene Ontology annotation, molecular function: asparagine synthase (glutamine-hydrolyzing) activity. The record is from RefSeq and is a predicted model, not a curated record. NCBI's taxonomy places the organism in Eukaryota, Metazoa, Arthropoda, Insecta, Hymenoptera, Braconidae. Bases 479 to 2158 code for a protein of 559 amino acids.
AAUAUGAAAGAGAAAGAGAUAGGAAAACAUUGAUAACAAAGUUAAUUGGUCAGUGCACAAAGGCUAGAAAAAUAAAGAAAUGAAAAUUGAUCAGUAACAUUCUGCCAUACAAAUUACAUUACAAAAUAGAACAAGUUAGAAUAUUUUAUAUAAAAAUUUGCCUAUUAAAGUUUCUAACGAUGAAAAAAAUUACAAUUUAUAAUUGUAGUAAGAUUACCUGAAAAACACGUUUAUGCUAUGAAUAUCUCACUUUAUCAAGUUUAAAAAAAUUAAAUGAGGAAAAAUAAAAAUCUACUGAUAUUGAAAUGAUAUUGAGUGUUACGUCAGCAAGUGAUAGAACGUCGACAUGUUCGUAAUAUAAUUUGAAAAAGCCACGUGUUUUCUUCAUUGCUAGAUUUUAUUAGUGGAUGAUAUAUUGUAAUUCUGUUUGAAGAAAGUUUGAAACAUUAAUAAUAUUUUAAUUGAAAAAUUAAUAAAAAUGUGUGGAAUCUGGGCUGCUUUUGGAAUUGAGGGAGAAACUUUGAACUGUGUUUGUAACAGUUUUAAUAAAAUUUCUCAUCGAGGUCCAGAUGCUAUUAGAAUUGAGUAUGAUGAUCGUGUUAAGAAUGGAUUUUUAGGGUUUCAUAGAUUGGCUAUUGUAGAUACGUUGUGUGGAAUGCAGCCUAUGAGAUUAUACGAAUAUCCAAAUAUUUUUUUACUGUGUAAUGGAGAACUUUACAACUACAAACACCUGAAAGAACAGUACAACUUUAACUAUGUAACAAAAUGUGAUAUAGAAAUAAUCAUUCAUUUAUACAAAAAUGUUGGAUAUAAGAAUGUUACCAAGGCUUUAGAUGGAGUAUUUGCUUUUUGUUUAACUGAUAUGGAGGAAAAAACAAUUCUCAUUGGAAGAGAUCCUUAUGGUGUAAGACCUCUCUUUAGAUUGUUAAGUAAAGAUGGACAAUUAGCUGUUUGUUCAGAAAGCAAGGGAUUAAUGAAUCUAAUAGAUCAAGUGACAGAUGAAUGGACAUUGAAGCCUUUUCCACCUGGACAUUAUGAAAAAUAUCAAAUUUUGCCAGAUGGAAAAGUUAAACUUGUAGAAACAGUUAACUAUUAUAAACCAGGUGAUAAACCAUCAUUCAUUCCACGUGUUCCAUGGCCUGAACUAGUUCCAUCCAAAGUAUCAGAAAAUAUCAGGAAAUUAUUAUCAGCAGCAGUAGAAAAGCGGUUAAUGGCUGAUAGGAGAAUAGGUUGUUUAUUAUCUGGAGGAUUAGACUCUAGCUUAGUAGCGGCAUUACUCGUGAAAUUUGCAAAGGAAUAUAAUUUGCCUUACAAAAUUCAAAGUUUUGCUAUUGGAAUGGGAGAUAGUCCAGACAUUCAAGCAGCUCGAGAAGUUGCUGACUAUAUUGGAACUGAUCAUCAUGAAGUUAUUUUUACUUCUGGAGAUGUUGCCAAUGUGCUAGAUGAAGUUAUUUACACCUUAGAAACAUUCGAUAUUACUACUAUUCGUGCAUCGAUCGGAAUGUAUAUUUUAGCACGAUAUAUUAAACGUAAUACAUCCACCACAGUAAUAUUCAGUGGUGAAGGAGCUGAUGAAGUAGCUCAAGGGUACAUAUAUUUUAGAGAUGCUCCCAAUGCUCAUGAUGCACAUGAAGAAUCCCUACGACUUCUUCAGGAUAUUUAUCUUUACGAUGGAUUGAGAGCUGAUCGGACUACAAGUGCUCAUAGCCUUGAACUUAGAGUACCGUUCUUAGAUCUUCAGUUUACUCAUUAUUAUUUAUCAUUGGAUCCUGAAUCUCGUCAACCACAAAAUGGUGUAGAAAAACAUUUAUUAAGAUCUGCCUUUGACGAUUCUAAAUUAUUGCCAAAUAAUAUUCUUUGGCGACACAAAGAGGCAUUUAGUGACGGAGUAGCAUCUAUAAAGAAAUCAUUGUUUGAGAUAAUACAAGAUAUCGUGGAAGAACGUGUUUCAAAUGAUAAUUUCGAAUCAGCUCCUAUUAAAUACCCUCAUUGUACUCCAAAAACUAAAGAGGCAUUUUAUUACAGGCAAGUCUUUGAAAAAUAUUAUCCUAAUCAAGGAGAGAGUUUCACACCUUACUUUUGGAUGCCACGAUGGGUAAAAAAUAUCAGUGAUCCAUCAGCACGAUUUAUCAAACAUUAUGCUGCUGAAAAAAAAUGAAAUAAAAUGGUGAAGUGCACAAUUUUAGAAAAUAUAUUCAUUUAAGAGUCUCAAACGUGUUGUGUCUUUGGCACUGAUCAUAUAAUUGAUCUUUAAUUACAAAAAUAUAAUAUCAUUAAAUAUUAAAUUUUUUUUAAUACAAAAUUAUCAACAUUCUUUUGUAAAACAUGACUAAAUUCAAAAUACUUCAAUCAUUUAUUGUGUUGGUACGAAGGAAAUUUGCAGAAAUAAACAAGAAAUGUAAACAAACGUUUAAAUUCCAUUGAUAUAGUAGUAUCAAAUGUUUAUUGAAUGAAUAAAGAUGAUUAUUUAAAAA